Messenger RNA from Amblyraja radiata (thorny skate), 3072 nucleotides. Its product is annotated as interleukin-12 receptor subunit beta-2. The record is from RefSeq and is a predicted model, not a curated record. Bases 367 to 2796 code for a protein of 809 amino acids. The transcript is spliced from 16 exons. Gene Ontology annotation, cellular component: membrane. Gene Ontology annotation, molecular function: protein binding; cytokine receptor activity. Lineage: Eukaryota; Metazoa; Chordata; Chondrichthyes; Rajiformes; Rajidae.
CACAGCUUAGGUGUGGUUUAAACGGCGGGCACGCUAGUUUAAAACUCAUCAAAAGAGUAGCCCGAACGUCCUCCUCCCAAAAGCAACACGAGUCGUUCUCGCUCAUGCUGGCGCCGCUUUGUGAUCUGACUCCGGUUGCUGAGCUCCAACCGGGGGGUUUUCAAGGAAGGUUCAGCUGUGACACGUGGAAGGCCGGCGGUGCUGGAGUGAUGUGAACGAAUUUAAAUGCAAUGAUCCAAUGGGAAAGAUUUAAAUGAGACCUGAGGGGCAACUUCUUCUAGACUCUCACCAGUCCAGAUUGGUGCGUAUAUGGAAUGAGGACAUUUACACAGGUAGAGUCCACAACCAAAACUCUUGUGUUAUUUGAUGGAGUUUGUUGGAACAUGUUGGGUAACUAAUCUAUUCAUCAUCUUGCUGUGCAUGUCUAGAAGAGCUGAAUCCUGUGCUAAUGGGGAAAUGCAAGUCAGCCCUGCCACAGUAGUCAGACUUGGAUCCAGCAUUAACAUAUCGUGCAUCUUAAAGGGAUCAUCUUAUGGUCAGUGUGCAGCCCGUCAACUUUGUAUUAUUGAAAACAAUAAUAGGCGGCUUGUUGCAACACAGAUCUCUGCCAAUGCAGUUGCUGCAUACAUUCCAAAGAUUGAAAACCCCAAGUCCACUUUUGCAUGUAAGCUUCAUUGCAACACUGAAUAUUUGAUCUGCGGAAUUGAUAUUAAAGCUGGCAAUCCUCCAGAUCGGCCCCAAAACCUGAAAUGCAUUCAGAAGGGCCGGGUUGGAGACAUAAUGUGUACCUGGGAUGCAGGACAUGACACAUACAUCAGCACAAAAACCAUAUUGCGGUUCAGAAAUGAGUCACACAGUUUUAUCGCCUCAGCUACCUCUGCAGAACUAUCAACUGGAAAAUGCACAAGACCCAGAAAGACACUAAGCCACCAAAGACUGGGCUUUGCUUGUGAAUUUGGCCACCGUUUUGAUCCAUUCUCUACUUAUUUGGCUUGGGUUACAGUCUCAAACCAGCUAGGAAGUCAAUCUUCAGCAGUCAUGACCUUCGCACUGGAUGGAAUUGCGAAACCCUCUGCUCCCAACAUCAGUCGAAUAGAAUGUAGCGGCAGUACACUCUUCAAUUGCACAAUCUACUGGAACGAGGAACAGAAUGCAGAGUGGUUUGAAAUCCAGUUUCAAAUUACAAACAGCAGCAAAUGGGAAAAGAAAUUCAUAGCCAAUUCAACAAGUUGCACCAUGGCUGAUUUGGAGCAUUUUGAGGAGUAUGUGUUCAAGAUUCGUUCCAAGUUUCUUCAAACCCGAGGUCUGUGGAGUGACUGGAGCUCUUCAUUUGUAACCAGGACACCAGAGGCAGCACCCAUUGGGCAACUGGAUGCCUGGUAUACCAUGGACCUAUCAGAUCCAAACAACCUAAGGGUCACUCUCUUCUGGAAGCCUCUCAAGGUAUUUGAAGUCAGAGGAAGAGUCUUGGGGUACAACAUAACUCUACAAGAAAGCAUAAAGAAUAACACAACCAUUUGGAUACAGCAGACGAAGAAGACCUGGUACACAGGGGACAUUCCCAGGGCAGGCUGUGUCAUCACAGCGUCUGUAUACAACUGCAGGGGCAGUUCUCCACCAACUCAACUCCACCUAUCAUCUCUCAGAGAUCUUCCUCCAGCAAGCAACAUCUCCACUAUGUAUUCUGAGAAUAAUUGGCUCCUAAUUGAAUGGAUGGAACCAGUGAAACCACCAGUGGCAGUCCAGGGAUAUGUAGUAAUGUGGACAGAAGUAAAUGAUAAACUCAAUCAAAAUAUAAAUUGGAUUAAACUCCCUCCUCAGAACCGUUCAGCAAGAUUAACAGAAAAUAUAAAACCGAAGACAUGCUUUCAGAUCUCCGUCUUUGCAGUUUACGACAAUGGCGCAGGGAUACCACUAUCAAUUUGGAAAUAUACAGCACCAAAAGACCAUACUGCAGCCAUAUUUUGGAAUAUUCCACAGGUUCAGAAAGAGAGCUGCACUGAGAGCUAUACCAUCCACAAACGGGAGAAGGGUUCAAAGUUGCCACCUACAAUUUAUGCUACUCAUCUGUACCCUGACAGCAAGUCCAUCAUGGCGAUCGUCGUUGCAGUGACGUUAUUAGCAGCAGUCGUUGUUUCUGUAUUCUGUUUACGGCAGUCCGUGAGGACCAGGAUUUUGUUGAUUUUAUCAAAACUUGUGUCACGACUGUAUGUUAGCAAUAUUCCUGAUCCAGCUAAUUGUACAUGGGCAAAGAAAUAUACUGCAAUUAAGGGUAACCUGGACCUAACAUGUCCUUUCUACCAAGCUGACUCAACUGCAACUUAUGAAGAUCCAGAGAUUCUACAACUAGAGGAAAUGUCAUCUGGCCAGGAAAUCUGCAGCAGUAUGGAGGCUAUUGAUCAAGAUCAAAAUAGCCAGCUAUCCACAUUCCAAAUUCAACCCACAGCAAGUCAGCCACAACCUAGUGAGGAAUCAUGCCAAGAAUUUUCACCAAGGAACAGCCAAGAGGAUAUUCUUGAUUAUAAAUGCCAACUUCCUUGUUUGUAUGUUGAGAAGUUGUCCUCUGUGGAGAUUGAUCACCAGUUCACAGAUUCACAAAACUCUGCAGUAGACCAAAGCAUUGGCUACAUCCCUUCCAACUUUAUACAUGUAACAGACACAGAGACCAAAGGUCAAGGUUUUGUUGACAGUUUUGCAUUCAUGCCUCUUCCCUCUCUGUCCAGAAUGGAGAUCACCUUUGAAGGGAAACUAACAUUAGAUGUUGUGAGAAUUGACUGCAGUUCACUUGUAGAAUAGAUCAAUUAUUAUUUUUCCUAAUUCAUGCUUCUAGUUGAGAUCACCCCAAUUAUUAACAGGUAAAGUAUUACAAGCUCCCUAACUGGGUACUUCUUGGCUCUUACUUCCCUUUGAGCUUCCAUACAGACAUUGUGCAUGCCUUCCACAGAACUGAAGUGAUUACUGACAACAGUAACGGUAUCAUAUAAAUAAUAGCAUCCAGUUGUCUUAGCUAUACAUUGCCCUCCAUAAUGUUUCGGACAAAGACUCAUAAUUUAUUUAUUUGCCUCUGUACUC